Perognathus longimembris pacificus (Pacific pocket mouse) is the source of this 2082-nucleotide messenger RNA. RefSeq names its product DDB1 and CUL4 associated factor 17 (gene Dcaf17). Bases 146 to 1726 code for a protein of 526 amino acids. The transcript is spliced from 14 exons. NCBI's taxonomy places the organism in Eukaryota, Metazoa, Chordata, Mammalia, Rodentia, Heteromyidae. Gene Ontology annotation, cellular component: Cul4-RING E3 ubiquitin ligase complex. The record is from RefSeq and is a predicted model, not a curated record. Gene Ontology annotation, biological process: protein ubiquitination.
AGCCCCAGCUGUUGCGUGAGGAAAUAGGCCUGGGAAGACGUUUCUGGACUAUCUGCACUCCGGCGGUGCUAGUUUGCUUUCCAUCGCCUGGCCUCCGGGCGCCGGGUGCCCGGCUCCAGCGUCUGUUUUCCCUUGAGGUUGGAAGAUGGCAGCUGUAGCGCCACGCAGAACUGAAAGGGCUCUCGAGCCCCCGCGCUCGGCCCGCGUCCCCAUGGGCCCGACCCGGAAGCCCAACGUGUGCCUGCGGCUGAGUCGCCGGGCGCUCGGCUUCUACGCGCGCGACGCGGGCGUCGGGCAGAGGAUGAACCUGGGUAUCCUGCGGGAGCUCGUGUGCCAGGAGAGUACUACAUUUAAGAAUGUUUGGACAACUCAUUCCAAGACACCUAUAGCCUAUGAGAGGGGAAGAAUAUAUUUUAACAAUUAUCGAUGCUGUGUCAGCAGUGUUGCAACAGAGCCAAGAAAACUUUAUGAAAUGCCAAAAUGUCCCAGAUCAGAAAAGAUAGAGGAUGCUCUAUUAUGGGAAUGCCCAGUGGUGAGAUUUGUCUUUAGAGCAUUUGUUUCUAAAAAUAAAGUCUGUCUUCAUUUUUUUGAAAGGUACUUGAGUUGGGAUACUCCUCAAGAAGUCAUUGCAGUCAAGUCAGCUCAGAACAAAAGCCCAGCAGGGGCCCGGCAGGCAGGCAUUCAGCAGUCAGUUUUGUUAUACCUUGCUGUGUUCCAUGUUCUACCAUUUUCACUUAUAGGAAUUCUAGAGAUCAACAAGAGGAUUUUCGGGAAUGUUACAGAUGCUACUUUGUCUCAUGGAAUACUGAUUGUGAUGUACAGCUCGGGACUAGUCAGACUCUAUAGCUUCCAAGCUAUCACUGAACAGUUCAUGCAACAGAAACUUGACUUAGGUUGUGCAUGCAGAUGGGGUGGGACUACUGGAACUGUAGGAGAGGCUCCUUUUGGCAUUCCUUGUAAUAUUAAAAUCACAGACGUGCCACCACUGCUCUUUGAGGUCUCAUCCCUGGAGAAUGCAUUUCAGAUCGGAGGCCACCCUUGGCACUACAUCAUCACACCUAAUAAGAAGAAACAGAAAGGUGUUUUCCACAUUUGUGCCCUCAAAGAUAAUUCCUUGGCAAAAAAUGGGAUCCAAGAAAUGGAGUGUUGCUCUCUAGAAUCUGACUGGAUCUAUUUCCAUCCUGAUGCUUCUGGAAGAAUAGUACAUGUUGGCCCUAAUCAGGUCAAAAUUCUAAAACUAAGUGAAAUAGAAAAUAAUAGUUCUCAACAUCAGAUUUCUGAAGAUUUUGUCAUUUGGGCCAAUAGGGAAAACAAAAAUAAAAACUUAGUUACUGUCACAGCUUCUGGACGGAUAGUGAAAAAAAAAGUUAACCUGCUGGAUGACGACCCAGAGCAAGAGACUUUCAAAAUUGUGGACUAUGAAGAUGAGUUGGAUUUGCUUUCUGUGGUAGCUGUUACUCAAAUAGAUGCUGAGGGAAAAGCUCACCUGGAUUUCCACUGUAAUGAAUAUGGAACUUUACUUAAAAGCAUUCCAUUAGUGGAGUCGUGGGAUGUGACCUAUAGCCAUGAAGUCUACUUUGACAGAGACUUGGUACUACAUAUAGAACAGAAACCCAACCGGGUCUUCAGUUUGUAUGUUUAUCAGAUGAUAUGUGAUCCUGGGGAAGAAGAAGAAGAAGCAGAAGCAGAGGAAGAAAUCCUAAAUAGAACUUGUUCAAAAGAAUGAGAUAAUUGUAACUUAUCAAACUUUUAGCCAGACACCCCAGCAGCUGCUUAUUAUGUGCAUAGCACAUUCUGCAGUAUUUUUUAAAAAAGGUAUUGUGUUAAUUCAAAUGAUUAAAACAAAGAACUACAUUUCAUGUAAAUUUUUUUUAGACUGCUGUCCCAAGAGAUGUAGCAUUUUGAAGCUUUUAUUUAGUAGACAUUUAUGUAUUUAUAAGACACUGGAGAUCAGAGAAGGACAGUUGUUGAGUAUUAUAAAUGCAGAGGUAUUUAACAUAGUUCUUAAAAGAUGAUGUGGGAUUUUGAUUGGCAGUAUCAGGAUAGAGGCAAAAAUAAAAAUAUAAAAGACACAGAAAUUGU